Messenger RNA from Phyllotreta striolata, 3135 nucleotides. The record is from the annotation of a GenBank genome assembly. Lineage: Eukaryota; Metazoa; Arthropoda; Insecta; Coleoptera; Chrysomelidae.
CGACGUCCUCGACGCGUCGCAUUUACGAUCUGACACGGUACAGAGGCCGGAAAAAUCGCGCCGACGAGGGAACGGCGCUCGAGGUAUUUGGGCGAUCUUUCGAACAGUAAGUGCGAAAAACCGAAAACUGAUUGCGGUUCGCGCGGGUUUUGGUCGCUUGGAGAUUCGCGUGGUACUGAUUAAUAGGUGUAAUUUAGUGUUAAUGCUUGUGGAUUUUCGCUAAACUUUUAGUAAAGCGUUGUUGUUAAGGGACAUUUGCGAUGUUGUAGAGGUUAAUAUAGAUUAAUGUUUUUUGAGUGUUCUAUACGCAGUGAGUGUUAGAAGUCAAAGUAUUUAUUGUUGAAUCGGACUCCAAUUAAUUAAGGACACUUCUGUAUAAUAGGAAGUUUAAAUCAACCGGUUUUUCUAUCACCCUUAACGAAGAGUUACAAAGAUUUCACCGUUCAUAUCCUGCCAUGUAGAUACCGCAAUGCCGGCUUCGGGUUUCCUGGUGCUCGUCCUGGUCCUGCUGGUGACCUGCGAGGCGGAACCGGCCACCGAGUUCGUGCAAGCGUCGGACGGCGGCAGCGCCUCGCUGCCGUGCAACCUGAGCCCCACUGGGGCGCCGGACAAGCUGAGCGUGGUGCUGUGGUACAGGGGCGGCGAGCAGAAUCCCAUAUACAAGUACGACGUGCGCGGCAAUCAGCCCGCUCGUUGGGCGGACGCGUCCUUGCAGAACCGCUACUUCCUGAGGAUAUUGGACGAUCACAGGGCCGUCAUGAACAUCAGUCCGACGAAGCUCAGCGACGAGCAGGUGUUCCAUUGCAAGGUCGAUUUCGCGAAGAGUUCGACGAGAAUCACUCAUGUUAAUCUUACUAUUAUAGUACCGCCUUCGGGUAUCCAAGUGAGCGAUGACUGGGGUCCGGUGAAAAAUGGAAUCACGACGGCGUACGCCGAAGGGGCCAGCUUAAUGUUAACGUGCGUCGCGACGUCAGGAAAACCACUAGCUAAGGUCUCCUGGUGGAGGGACAGAAACCUCGUCACCGAACAAACUGAGUAUUUUUCCGAUCGACGGAAAUCCCAGAACGUCCUAAAAAUCGACAAGCUCACACGUUCGCACCUUCUCGCUGUAUACAGUUGCGAGGCCAGUAAUAGCCGGCUUCAACCACCUUUAGUAGUUCGUACGGCCAUCGACAUGUACCUGAGACCUCUUGAAGUGCUUCUCAUCGCUCCAACGGGAAACAAGCCAGCUUUUAGUAGCGGGAAGCGGUAUAAUAUCACAUGCAGUUGUCGAGGAUCCAGGCCUCCUGCCAUUGUUACUUGGUGGAAGGACGGCGUCUCUUUAGAAGGAGGAAUUGUGACGGUAAGCGACAAUGGCAACACGACGAACAGCACGUUAUCGUUCACCCCAACUGCGGCAGACAACGGACUGAUUCUCACCUGCAAAGCGUCGAAUCAACGAAUUCCAUUUAGCGAACUCCAACGCACAUGGAUGCUGGAAGUCCUUUACCCCCCUAGAGUAUCCUUAAAUUUGGGACACGGGCUUAAUGGGAACAAUAUCAAAGAGGGUUCCGAUGUUUACUUUGAAUGUCACUUGGAAGCCAAUCCUAAGGUUCACAGAGUCUGGUGGCUCAGAGAUGGAGAAAAAUUGUUAACUAACAAUUCCGCUGGUGUUAUUGUUAGUAACCAAACAUUAAUUUUACAACGCGUAAAUAGACACACCUCGGGCCGGUACUGUUGCGAGGCUACCAACAAGGAAGGUACCACCAAGAGCCCAGUCUUUCAUCUCCGGGUCAAGUUCGAACCUGUUUGCGGAGACGUAGCCAGAAAAGUUUUGGGAGCUGCCAAAGACGAACCACUGACAGUGGAUUGCAAAGUCGACGCGGAACCGGCGGCGACGGUGUUCCGUUGGAGUUUCAACAGCACCCCGGGGGUUUUCAGGGAGCUGACGGACUUUAAGAACGAAGCGGGGGGCACCAGCGUACUGACUUACGUGCCGAAGGUGGCGGCGGAUUACGGCACUCUGCAGUGCUGGGGCCAGAACGACAUCGGAACGCAAAUGUCGCCUUGCAUUUUUCAUGUGACUCCUGCGAGUCGUCCUGAUCCGCCGCAUUCCUGCGUCGUGGGAAACGUCAGUCACCAUUCAGUGUCUGUAUCCUGCAAAAAAGGUUUUGAUGGAGGCCUAAGGCAAAAGUUUGUUCUUACUUUGCUCUCGGGUGAUGUAAUUAUCGCCAAUCUUUCCUCUCAAUUGGCUUCGGACUUCAACAUAUCAAACUUGGAAGCCACACACGAUUACUUAGCAACCAUAUAUGCAGUAAAUGCCAAAGGGCCUUCAAAACAGAGCGUCCCUUUAGCGAUUAGAACACUACCUGCUCCAAGUUUAAAGGAACAACGACGUUCAACAGGACCUACAGAUGGUGCCCUUAAAGCUUCCACUGGUCCUUUAAUGUAUAUAUUAUUAGCGGCUGGAUCGACUUUAAUAAUUGCAGCCGCUGUUGGUGUAAUAAUAUUUGCUGUUAGAAAAUUUAAGGUGGAUAGUCCGGUUCGGCACCCCCGCGUAAGGAGUCCGAAAAUCGAGGAAAGUCCUUUGACUGCCCACGUUCAGCCCCUCUAUACUGAUUCUGCAUCAGACGAGAACAAUCCGGAUUUAAUUCCCGAAGCUCCAAAUAGCGAAGCCCUGCUGACCACGUCGGUGACCCCGUAUACGAUAACGCCUCGCCCAUCGAGCAAACGCAACUGUGCCACGCAAAUGCCAAUCAAACCCUACCACGUCACCUGGGCCCCCAUCCUGCAGUCGCGUAAUUGCUCCACGCAAACGCCCCCGCCGCACAAGGAGAGUUCCGUCUAGUCCGCGGAUGCGCCCCCGGGAUCUCCUUGCGGUCCCAGGGGUAAGUCGCGCGGCUCCUUGAACCGGCGAGGCGCUCGCGAGCCCCCGUCAGGAUGCUGGGGCCCCGGGUGCGUUUUCGUCGUCGACGGCCCCUCUAGCCGGACAUGCGACCGGCCCUGUCUCCCCAAUCAAGAGUCUCGGCACCGGGACCAAUACCACCUGUGAUAUUUGUGAAUAUCUCUCAUAUUUUUAAGUAUUAUCAAAUGAACUCGACGUUUUAAGCUGUUAUUUAUUUCAUUGUCAAUAAAAUAUCAUUACAUGUGUAUUAA